Molecule: messenger RNA, 933 nt
Organism: Poeciliopsis prolifica (blackstripe livebearer)
Lineage: Eukaryota; Metazoa; Chordata; Actinopteri; Cyprinodontiformes; Poeciliidae
Product: transcription initiation factor TFIID subunit 1-like
Exons: 6
Coding region: 1-933 (310 amino acids)
Biological process (GO): T cell activation; positive regulation of ERK1 and ERK2 cascade; interleukin-15-mediated signaling pathway
Cellular component (GO): membrane raft; external side of plasma membrane
Molecular function (GO): MHC class II protein binding; protein tyrosine kinase binding
Source: RefSeq, a predicted model, not a curated record
AUGAUCACUGCUAGAGAGACACAAACAUCUUUAUUUGUAAUGCUGAUGCUUUACUUAACAGCAGCAGCUGGUCAAACUCACUACUCAGCAGUCAGAGUUGGUGAUGAAAUCACUUUGUCUUGUGAAAAUGUGAACAUCAGGAAUCACUGUGACAGCAUCACCUGGAUGUUCGGCAGUAACAGAACAACAUCAAUACUGUUUGAAAAUGGAAAGAUUCAUGAAGAUGCAGCAGCUAAAUCAGACAAACUGAGAAUUACAUCAAAAUGUUCUCUGAUUAUAAAGGAAGUCUCAGAUGAGGAUGUUGGUCUGUACAUCUUCAGACGGUUCAUAAAUGAACAAGAACAAGACUUCAACAUUAUUCUGUCUGUUAUUCACAUGGUUGAACAGAAACAGGAAGAUAAAAUAAUCUUGACCUGCUCUGUCACAGACCUUAUCCACUACAGACACACAGUGGAGUGGCUGAAUGAAGGUAGAGAGGAAACUUUCUCACACAUGCAGAGAUCAGAUCAGUUCUGCUCUGCUACUGUAACGAUUCCAGCAUCUGACAGAAACUGGAAGGAAAACUUAAAGUGUAAAGUUACAAAUGAUUACAGUAACAAAGUGCAGCUGUUUGACUUCAGGAUUCAGUCCUUUGGUGGAAAAACAGCAAAGACAACGACCACCACACGACCACCUAGAACUACAACAACAAGAAAGUCAACAACAACAAAGAUGACGGCAACAAAGUUACCUGCAACUACAACAACUACAACAGAAUCAUUAAACAAAUUGACGUCUAUGGCAAUUAAUUCAUCUACAAAUGUCAACAAUUUCUCCAAAACUCCAGGUUGGUCGAUGUUUUAUAUAAUCUGUCCUGCAGUGAUCAUAGUAACUGUUCUGCUGAUCAUUGGAUGGAAGAAAACCAGAAAAAACAGACAGAAAAUAUGUUUUUAG